Molecule: messenger RNA, 2639 nt
Organism: Labrus bergylta (ballan wrasse)
Lineage: Eukaryota; Metazoa; Chordata; Actinopteri; Labriformes; Labridae
Product: free fatty acid receptor 2
Biological process (GO): G protein-coupled receptor signaling pathway; cellular response to fatty acid
Cellular component (GO): plasma membrane
Molecular function (GO): G protein-coupled receptor activity
Source: RefSeq, a predicted model, not a curated record
UAAAGCAUUGCCCUGCUGCCCUCAGCACAUGUUGAGAAGAGAGGGACUACUCUGACAACAGGUCAUCUCAUUCUUCUACUCUCAUAAUAGCGAGGUGUCUGUGGAUAAGUAGGCAUGGAUAACUAAAGAUGAUUAAACGACCUUCUGUCAGUGGCCGCCUGCAUCGCUCAUAUUGCAAAAAGGCCAGUUGUUACCAGGGAAACCCUGGUUUGCGAGCGGCAGGUGAUAAAUUGUGGCAGUAUCUGCGGAUAGUAAUUUCCAUUAUCUGCGCUUGGUGUUUAGAUUAUCAUGUAAAUAGAAGAGACGUGGCAGAAGCUGAGGGCUGCAGAGCAGAGGACAUCAAAUAAAACAGUUGAGCAGUCACCACAUUCAGGUGUGCCAAGACGCACGUGGUGGAAAAGACUUAGCCACAAUUACUUCUGCUUUUUUUUCCGUUGUCAAUGGGGGUCCUUUUAGGAUAUAAUAAAAUAUGAAAAUUGUGAAGCUACGAACCAACUCUGCAGGCAACGAGGAAGUCUUCAAGUUCCUUAAAUCGGAGAAACUUCUUUUGUUUCGUCACAUUCCUCUGGCGGGCAGAAAGAAAACUUCCUCCUACUUUCUCUAUAAGAGACGAGCUUCUGUCACACACCUCCACUAUUCAGUGAUGCAGAUCGUGACAUAAAAGCAGAGCUCAAAACCCUCGAGGAAGCGAUGAGCAUUGGUUUAUCGCGGGGACAGGAAAACCACGUUGUCUCACCGGGUUUGUUCCAGACCGCUGACCCAGCAAGACGCCACCGUCUCCUGCGGCUCUGACUGCCUGACAGAUCAAACAUCCCCGUGCUUCCCUCCACCAGAGAAGAGGACAUAAUUUGACACAUCUCCGUCUCCCACUAAGACUGUUAACUGAGGGCCACCAUGCAGCAGUGCCACACUGGCCUGUGUCUGUCCGUCUACGUCAUCACCUUCGUGCUGGGCUUCCCCGCAAACGUCCUCGCCUUCUACACCUUCUGCAAGAAAGUGAGGCAGAAACCAUCACCCAUAGACAUCCUGCUCCUCAACCUGACCAUCUCCGACCUCCUCUUCCUCCUCUUCCUGCCCUUCAAGAUGCAUGAAGUGAUGAACAACUUCGUCUGGGAUUUGCCGUACAUCCUGUGUCCCCUCUCUGGUUUCAUCUUCUACAUGACCAUUUACAACAGCACCUUCUUCCUCACUGCUGUCAGCGUAGAGCGCUACCUGGGCGUGGCGUUUCCCAUCCAGCACUCCCUAAAGCGGCGGCCAGUUUACGCUACAGCUGCCAGCAUCUUUUUCUGGAUUUUCACAAUCCUCCACCUCAGCAUCGUGUUUAUCGUGCCCUAUAUCGGCCCUCAGAGUGACACCUCAACCCACAGUGCCAACAUCAGCUCUCCCCCUGCGGAAAACAAGGUGUGCUAUGAGAACUUCACAUCAGCUCAGCUGGCCAUCCUCCUGCCUGUGCGACUUGAGCUCUGCAUUGUUCUUUUCUGCAUCCCUUUCCUGAUCAGCAGCUACUGCUACAUCAACUUCAUCAGAAUCCUGUCCAAGCUGAAUCACAUUGACAGGCGCAGGCGACUGAGAGCCAUCGGCAUGGCUUUGGGAACGCUGCUGGUGUUCGCUUUAUGUUUCGGCCCCUACAACGUCUCACACAUUGUUGGAUUCAUAUACUGGGAUAGUCCAAAAUGGAGGGACCAGGCCCUUCUGUGCAGCACCUUUAACGCCUGUCUAGACCCUCUUAUUUUCUACCUCUCGUCCUCUGCUGUGAGGGGAAACGUGGGGAGUGUGAUGAAAGGGGUUAAGAGUCACCUUAACAGGUGCUUGUCCUGUCCCAUGCUGGGGGGCGUGUGUGGGGGGAUUAACAAGCCUGCAAAAGAUAAGAAACACAAACAAGAAGAGAUCAAUACUAUCUAAGCUGACUGAAAGGAAGCUGUGAGCAGCUGCUUGCAGUAAUUUGUUAUUUCUUUAUCCCUGGAAGCAGGAAAUUAAUGCUACGUGUUUGUUUGUACAUGUCAGAUAGUUACUUGGCAUGAUGUAUACAGUGCAGCUUGUCUGAUGAGCGUCCUAUUUGGAAACCAGAUAGGGGAUGUUCUCUCGAAGCAGGUCUCUGCGAUUUCUAAGGAGUGUUGUGAAAGAAGCCACAGACACUUUGAAGUGUCACGUAUUUAAAUGAAGAGUAUAUCUAACAUACUGCAACAUUCUCAGAUGUCAACUCUAAGCAACACAGAGACCGCAGCUUUAACAGGAAAUGUUUCUGUUCAUAUACUUAGCUCAUUAUGUGUCAGAUGUUGUGUGGAAGAAAAAAAGAUGCUGAAGUGUCCAAAGGAUGCAAAAAGUGUGUCAUGUGUGCUGGAACUGAACAGCUGUAAUGAAAACAAAUCCAGCUGGUAUGCAGUUUUCUGUAUUUCUGUAAUAUGUGUGCUUAAUUUUGCAUACAGAGCUGUGGCCUUUCUGGUGCAGAUCAUAAUUUAAACAGUAUUUAAAUAAUGUGAUUUGAUUAUUGUUGUGCAUAUAUCAUUGAAUACACAUAUGAAUAUGUAUACCAACAAGCAGUCAUAUGUAUGACUAUGUAGAGCUACGGCAUGGGGUUUUAAUUAUGUAAGGUACAAGUAUUUUCAUACAGAAACAUCAUAAAGAUUUAUUUUACAUAA